GGAGACACCCAGCCAAGAAAGGCACCAUGGCUUCCACCAGCGCCGAGAGCCAGCUCCAGAGAAUCAUCCGAGAUUUGCAAGAUGCUGUGACGGAACUAAGCAAAGAAUUUAAGGAAGCAGGGGAACCCAUCACAGAUGACAGCACCAGUUUGCAUAAGUUCUCUUAUAAACUUGAGUAUCUCCUACAAUUCGAUCAGAAAGAAAAGGCCUCCCUUCUGGGCAACAAGAAGGACUACUGGGAUUACUUCUGUGCCUGCCUGGCCAAGGUGAAAGGAGCUAAUGAUGGGAUCCGGUUCGUAAAGUCUAUCUCGGAGCUUCGAACAUCUCUGGGGAAAGGAAGAGCAUUUAUUCGCUACUCCUUGGUGCACCAGAGGCUGGCGGACACCUUACAGCAGUGCCUCAUGAACACCAAAGUAACGAGCGACUGGUACUAUGCAAGGAGCCCCUUUCUGAAGCCAAAGCUGAGCUCUGACAUUGUGGGCCAUCUCUAUGAGCUGACUGAGGUCCAGUUUGACCUGGCAUCAAGGGGCUAUGACUUGGAUGCCGCCUGGCCAACAUUUGCCAGGAGGACACUGGCCACCGGCUCUUCUGCCUACAUGUGGAAACCCCCCAGCCGAAGCUCCAGCAUGAGCAGUUUGGUGAGCAACUACCUGCAGACUCAAGAGAUGGCCUCCAGCUUCGACCUGAACAGUCCCCUAAACAAUGAGGCAUUGGAGGGCUUUGAUGAGAUGCGGCUGGAGCUGGACCAGUUGGAGGUGCGGGAGAAGCAGCUACAGGAGCGCCUGCAGCAGCUGGAUGGAGAGAACCAGGAGCUGAGGGCAGCUAUCAGCUCUCAGGGGGAGCAGCUAAAGAUGGAGAGGGAGAGGGGGCGCACUGCAGCAGAAGACAACAUUCGCCUCACUCGCAUGGUGGCUGAACUCCAGAAACACUGGGAGGUCACCCAAGCCACCCAGAACACUAUGAAGGAGCUGCAGAUGUACCUGCAGGCCCUGGAGUUGGGUGCAGCAGAAAAGGAGGAAGACUGCCACUCAGCCCUGCAACGGCUGGAGUCCAUGCUGCAACCUUUGGUGCAGGAGCUUGAGGCUGCACAGGACUCACUGAGCAGGAAGAACCAGCAUUUUGCCAGUGUCCGAGACUGGCUGGCCACAGCUGAGCAGAAGGCAGAUACAGCACUGGGCACAGAGGGGCAGCAAGAGCCCAUUACUGGUGACUCAGCCCUGGAGAUUCAGAGGCUGGAGGAGAAGCUUCGAGCACUAGAAGGGGAGAGCUCCAAGGUCCAGGAGCUCAACAAGCAACAGACCACCCAAUUGGAGCAGCUGGCCAAGCAGCUGCAGCUGAAGGAGGAGGCCCGUGCCAGCCUGGAGCGGAUGGUGGAAGAGAUGGCCCCACUCCGGGAAGAGCUGUCCGGGAAGGGAAAGGAGGCAGCCCAGCUCCAGCGACAGCUUCAGGAGUCACUGGCACACUUGAGCUCCCUGGAGGAGGAGCUGGCAGAGGUUAGACGGGAGGAACAGCGGCAGCAGGAGGAGAAGGAGCUGCUGGAGCAAGAGGCCAGGUCUCUGACCCGGCAGCUGCAGCUCCUGGAGACCCAGCUGGCCCAGGUGAGCCAGCAUGUGAGUGACCUGGAGGAGCAGAAGAAGCAGCUCAUCCAGGACAAAGACCACCUCAGCCAGAAGGUGGGGACACUAGAGCGGCUUGCUGAGCAGCCAGGCCCAGAGCUGCCCUUGAUGGGUGAUAAGAGCAAGGCUCUGGCCCUCCUGAACUCCACCCUGCAACAAGCCUGCAAGAUGCCAGAGGAGGGGCAGAGGGGCCUUCCAGAGGUAGAGAUGGACGAUACCAAGGUGCAAGGGGGUGACCAGGAGGAGAAGCUUCAACAGGCCAACAGGGAGCUAGAGAAGGAACUGCAGAAUGUGACUGGGCGCAACCAGCUCCUAGAGGGCAAGCUGCAGACCCUGCAGGCUGAUUACCAGGCUCUGCAGCAGCGGGAGGCAGCCAUCCAGGGCUCCCUGGCCUCCCUGGAGGCUGAGCAGGCCAGCAUCCGGUGCUUGGGUGACCAGAUGGAGGCGAGCCUCCUGGCUGUAAGGAAGGCCAAGGAGGCCAUGAGAGCCCAGGUGGCAGAGAAGGAGGUUGCCCUGCAGAGCAAGGAGGGUGAGUGCCAGCAGUUGCGAGAGGAGGCGGAGCAGUGCCGGCAGCUAGUAGAGGCCCGGGACCAGGAGCUCAGGGUUCUUGAGAGCCAAUGCCACCAGCAGACCCAGCUGAUUGAGGCCCUCACAGCAGAAAAAGGCCAGCAGGUGCUCGGCCCACCCCCAGAUGGUGCAGCCCAUGAGCUAGCGGCCCAGCUGGCCCUGUCUCAGCCACAGCUGGAAGUCCAUCAGGGGGAGACCCAGCGGCUGCAGGCUGAGGUGGUAGACCUCCAGGCCAAGCUCCAGGCAGCACUGGAUGACCGGGACAAGGUACAGAGCCACCUGAGUGUGGCCGAGGCAGUCCUGAGGGAGCACAAGACCCUUGUGCAGCAGCUGAAAGAGCAGAACGAAGCCCUCAACAGGGCCCACGUCCAGGAGCUGCUGCAGUGCUCAGAGCGUGAAGGGGCGCUUCAAGAGAAGAGGGCCAGUGAGGCCCAGCAAAGGGAGGAGGAGCUGCGGGCCCUGCGGGAAGAGCUGUCACAGGAGAAAUGCAGCUCCCAGGAUGCCCAGCUGGAGCAUGUGGAGCUGCAGGAGCAGCUGCACCAGGCCAACACGGAUACUGCUGAGCUUGGCAUCCAAGUCUGUGCACUGACUGCAGAGAAGGCACGGGUGGAAGGGGCGCUGGCCUGUGCUGCCCAGGAACUUCGGGACUCCAAAGAGGCAGCCUCAAGGGAGCGAGAGGGCCUGGAGUGCCAAGUGGCAGGGCUGCAGCAAGAAAAGGAGAUCCUGCAGGAGAAGCUGAAGGCAGCUGAGGAGGCAGCCAACUCACUACCUGGCUUGCAGGCCCAGCUGGCCCAGGCUGAGCAGCAGGUCCAGAGCCUCCAGGAGACUGCACACCAGGAGCUCGACACCCUCAAGUUCCAGCUAAGUGCUGAGAUCAUGGACUACCAGAACAAACUUAAGACCACCAGUGAAGAGUGCAGGAGCCUCAGAGGCCAGCUGGAGGAGCAAGGCCGGCAGCUGCAGGCCGCCAAGGAGGCUGUGGGGAAUCUGAAGGCCACCCAAACAGACAUGGAAGAGAAGCUGAGCUUCACCAGCAACCAUCUUACAGAGUGCCAGGCUGCCCUGCUGAAGAAGGAGAAGGAGGGGACCAUCCUGCGUGAAAACCUGGAGAGGACCCAGAAGGAACUUGAAAAAGCCACAACAAAAAUCCAAGAGUAUUACAACAAACUCUGCCAGGAGGUGACAAACCGGGAGAAGAAUGAUCAGAAGAUGCUCGCUGACCUGGAUGACCUGAACAGAACCAAGAAGUACCUUGAGGAACGGCUGAUAGAGCUGCUGAGGGACAAGGAUGCUCUCUGGCAGAAGUCAGAUGCCCUGGAAUUCCAGCAGAAGCUCAGUGCUGAGGAGAGGUGGCUUGGGGACAUGGAGGUGAGCCACUGCCUCGACUGCAAGCGGGAAUUCAGCUGGAUGCUGCGACGGCAUCAUUGCAGGAUAUGUGGCCGCAUCUUCUGUUACUACUGCUGCAACAACUACAUCCUGAGCAAGCACAGUGGCAAAAAGGAGCGCUGCUGCCGGGCCUGUUUCCAGAAGCUCAGUGAAGGCCCUGGCUCCCCUGAUAGCAUCGGCUCAGGCACUAGCCAGGGAGAGUCACCAGCCAAAGCUGGGCACCAGGCCACAGGAGGCCAAGGAGCAAACACAGACCGCAGGCCGCCAGACGACGCCGUGUUUGACAUCAUCACGGAUGAAGAGCUGUGCCAGAUUCAGGAAUCUGGCUCCUCCUUGCCUGAAACACCCACCGAAACAGAUUGUCUGGACCCAAACGUGGCCGAACAGGACAUAUCAAACUCAGUAACACCUGAGGACAUGGAAGACAUGCCCGUAGGGCAGGAUGCUGAGAUCUGCCUGCUGAAGUCCGGAGAACUGAUGAUCAAAUUACCCCUAACAGUGGAAGAGAUUGCCAACUUUGGGGAGGGCAACAGGGAGCUGUUUGUGCGGUCCAGUACCUACAGCCUGAUCCCCAUCACAGUGGCUGAGGCAGGCCUCACCAUCAGCUGGGUCUUCUCCUCUGACCCCAAGAGCAUCUCCUUCAGCGUGGUCUUCCGAGGAGCAGAAGACACACCACUGGAUCAGUGUAAGGUCCUCAUUCCCAUGACCCGGUGCAAUUCCCACAAAGAGAGCAUCCAGGGCCAGCUCAAGGUCCGCACACCAGGCAUCUAUAUGCUCAUCUUCGACAACACCUUCUCAAGGUUUGUCUCCAAAAAAGUAUUUUAUCGCUUGACAGUUGACCGGCCUGUGAUCUACGAUGGAAGCGAUUUCCUGUAGCUUCAAGCACCUGGAUUUAAGUAGCUUUGCUUCAUCCACAGGAAACACUACUCUUCCUCACCUGACACACAAAGCACUAAAAAAAAGAAAAGCAGCUGCUCCAAAGCUCCUCCACCCUGCGGCUCUGGAAGAGAGGCCCCUGGGCUGCUCCUCAGAAGCCGCGUUGCUCAGGAGCACUGUGUUCUGAACGCUACGCACUAGUCACUCUUAGCCUGUGGAUUUUCAGGUUCAAGCAGCCUUUACGUUGAUUAGAGACCUAGCUGUCCUCACACCCAAAGGACACUCUGCCAAGGUUUAAAAACUCAGGAGACCAUCAGCCUCUCCUGGGAGCACUGUUGGUUACAGGCCUCCUGUGGAAAGUUUCACAGGCCAGAGGUGAUCCCGACUUCUGCCUGUGGAAAGAUGCCCUGCUCUGCUCCGCCCAGGUGACUGGGAGCCGGGUGCCCUGGGCGCACCCUGUGAGUCCUCAGUCUGUGAGUACCUCGGGUACCCCCAGGGAAAAGAGACCACAGGGCUGUCAUGUGAGGGUGCCAGGGCCCCCCGAGAUCCCAGCCAGCCUUCUCCUCCUGUCGUGCUCCUGUACCUUACUGCCCCAGUAAGGUC
Molecule: messenger RNA, 5048 nt
Organism: Galeopterus variegatus (Sunda flying lemur)
Lineage: Eukaryota; Metazoa; Chordata; Mammalia; Dermoptera; Cynocephalidae
Gene: FYCO1
Product: FYVE and coiled-coil domain containing 1
Exons: 17
Coding region: 27-4445 (1472 amino acids)
Biological process (GO): plus-end-directed vesicle transport along microtubule; positive regulation of autophagosome maturation
Cellular component (GO): autophagosome; lysosome; late endosome
Molecular function (GO): metal ion binding
Source: RefSeq, a predicted model, not a curated record